Aplosporella prunicola CBS 121167 is the source of this 2840-nucleotide messenger RNA. RefSeq lists its product as uncharacterized. Lineage: Eukaryota; Fungi; Ascomycota; Dothideomycetes; Botryosphaeriales; Aplosporellaceae. The coding region runs from base 36 to 2483 and encodes 815 amino acids. The transcript has a single exon. The record is from RefSeq and is a predicted model, not a curated record.
UGUCCCUUCCCGUGGAACCCGACACUUCAGGCCAAAUGGACUCCCUCGACUUUCAGAACAUGGACAACUGUCGAUUUUGCGAGUUUUUCAAAGUCGAAAGCCGAUACGGUCGAAAGUACGACAAUUUCGAGCUCUUCCACAGAGAAUGCUCGCAUUGCCAAUCUCAACCACAGAGCGAGGAAAAUCUAUGCGCGUUCUGCCAACAUUUGCGGAUUGGCCAUCUGCUCUUGUGUGUACCGCAGGAGUUAUCCAUCUACAUUGACUUCAAGUCGAAACACGAACACAUAUACGACACGAAAUGCCCAAUGUGUCGCUUGAUGGCUUCCAUACCAUCAACAAACCCGGUUGCCUUUAGAGAUGGUCGUGACCCCAUCAGAUCUGGAUUUUUUACCCUCGAUUUUGUUUUGCAUUUGAGACCGUAUUUGAAAAAAACCGAUGAGAAAUCGCUAGGCUAUCUCAUGUUCAAUGAGAUAAACGGCCAAGAAGUAUUUCACAACGUGAGAAUAUAUGCGUCUGAUAGUUCACCAAGACCUGUCGGCAGCUCUUUCGACCAUGUACUGGUCACUGAAUGGUUAAGCAAGCACUGCAUGGACCAUGAAAAGAGCUUUGGACAUAAAGUGCAGCUGCCGAGGGGGUUUCAAGUUAUUGAUGUCUUUGAACGGCGGAUUGUAAGUCCCGAAAAUGGCUUCCAGUACGUAGCGUUGAGCUAUGUUUGGGGCUCAAAACGGGAUUCUCUCCACCUUGUCGCUACCAAGGAGAAUAUCCACGGUAUGACCCAACGUGGUGGAGUCGACGCCUCUAGGCUUCCAGCAACUAUUGACGAUGCUAUCGAAAUUUGCAUCUUGCUUGGCGAGAGAUACCUCUGGGUAGACCAAUUAUGUAUCGUCCAAGACGACCAUGAGAACAAACAUCGACAAAUCCACGCUAUGGACAGCAUCUACACUGCGGCUCACUUUGUUAUGGUCGUGGCUGAUGGCGACGCGCAUAGCGGGAUCCCAGGGUUUCGACACAAGCGUCCGACAUUACAAAGGCGAGAAAAUAUUGGUACUUUCACCUUUCUAAACAGCUUACCUAGCGCCUCCGAUACAAUUAGUUCCUGCGUCUGGAAUUCGCGAGCCUGGACCUACCAGGAGGCUGUCCUUGCCAGAAGAAGAUUGUACUUCAGUCUCUCCCAAGCAUUUCUUGAGACUAGUCGGAGUAUUUGUUUGGAAGAUCUGACAGAAGAUAACGAUGAGUUCAUCGAGUUCGAGCCUGUAUUAAGUCUCAAGCCUGUAAUAAGUUCUCCGAGAAGAGAUGAUCGCUUCCUAGACUGGACCAGUCAUUUGGAAGCAUAUAGUUGUCGUACCUUGAGCUAUCGUUCAGAUGCUGUAAACGCAUUCAUGGGUAUAUCGCGCGCUUUUUACCCGAAGGAUGGUGCCAUGUUUAUAGGGUUGCCGAAACCUGAUUUUCACCGUGGGCUGCUAUGGUACUGCGAGUCGGAGAACCCAAGACGAGUUACGGAAAACUCUUCAUUUCCAAGCUGGUCGUGGGCAUCAGUUAUUGGAACAGUGGGUUACAUCGAUUCCUUGGAUGCCAGUGUCACACCACUAGUCGCAUGGAGAGUCCAGCAGGCGAAUUUACAGGCGGGAACAACAUAUGAAUGGACCAACAUCCGGGACUUCGUUGGCGCCCCAAGCGUUGACAGUGCGGAGCCUGACAGCUCAGAACUAGAUCCAGAAAUUUUAUGGUCGAGCCGUAAAUAUGACAGCUUUGCUCUUGCAUUAGCUUGGAGCCAAGGUUGUUUUGAAGUAUGUUGGCCCUUUGCCAGUCUAGAAAGCUGCAGGUUUUCUUCUAUCAAAUCCAGGUUGAAAGAUGUGUGGCCAACGCGUCGUUGCCUCGAGGAUCUGUUUUUCGGAGACAGUAAAUCCCACGAAGAGCAACUGUUACCAAAGGUCCAGCAAAAUGUGUUGAGAGCACGUGUUCAGUCCGCCCAUUUUUGGCUUGAUGUUCUCUCCCAAGAACCAAGGAAUUCAUUUUGUGGGUUCCCAAAUUCCUUGAAGAUCUCAGAUGAAAACAACAAGUAUGUUGGAUUGGCGUGGAAACAUGAGCCGAGGAUCAAGGAAGAAGUGUUACCUCUCCUCGAGCCAGGCGAAAAGACGCGCUUCGAAUUUAUUGCGCUCUCCAUAACUUCUUUCAGGCAUCCCGAAGCGCUUUUCGUGCACGGGGAAUUGAGCUUUGGUAUACAGACCUUGUUAGACCCAUUUAGAAACACGACGUAUAAAACGCCCGAGGAGAGGAGGUACAUGAGGGAGCAUCUUGGCCCCGACGGGCUGGACAUUACGUAUUUUGAUAGCGAGGACAAUGCCUUGGAACAGGUUCCUUUGGUCAAUGUCAUGCUCAUUGCCUGGCGGGGGCCCGUGGCGCACCGAGUCAGCGUUGGUUGGAUUUUUUUGACGAAGUGGGCGAAGGCGAAGCGGGAGUUUAAGACAGUUUAUCUGGAGUAACGUCCGUCACCGUGAAACGAGAUUCACCGGGAAGAGAGAUGGUGAUACUUGUAUAGAGGAGAAGAAGAGACCCAGCUACGAUGUAUAGAGUCUUUGUGUGCUUUAAAACCUUUACAUCCAUACCCAGGACUCGGGAUAUGAGCUAGACAAGGUGUACUCUAUAGGGACUGCUUGUAUUGUCCCCUGUCUCGCUAGACGGUGGAUCUCGGUUCUCGGUGACGGAGGUUAAGAUCUAUCGCGUCUAUCGAAAGGCGAGGGAUAUUUUGACCAACCCUUAUGGAUAUUUUAGCAACGCCUCUUGAUAUCUAAUUUGAGUAGUCGAGUGUAGAUUUUUUUUUUUUUUUUUUUUUUUUUUUU